UUUCUCUGUCUUUGUCUUCGUCUCCACAAAGUUGAUAUCACCCGUUCGCUUCACUCUCUUUCUUUCGACGUUUCUCCGGCUGCUCAUCAAACUAGCCAUGUCUACAACGCAAUCAUCCAGCGAAAGCGUCAUCUUGCAGCAGUACUAUCGCGAUCUCAUCUCCGGAAGUCAUAUUCUUCACUAUCACAAUGUCGUCGACGCUUUCGGUCAUUUGUCCGUACGACACCCUUUCAAGCCUGAAAUCUUCAUCAUGUCCCGGAACGCUGCCCCCGGAGUAAUAUCUUCUCCUAACGACUUGGUCGAAUAUAACAUCGAGGAUGCUCGGGCGGUCGAUCCAAAUGCCGCCGCUGGGUUCGCGGAACGCUGCAUUCAUAGUGAAUGCUAUAAGCGCUACCCGGACGUUCACAGUGUUAUUCACAGCCACUCCGAAGCCGUGGUGCCUUAUACCAUUAGUGGUGUUUCGCUACGUGCUUGCUACCACAUGGCGGGAUUUCUUGGUACGAGUGUCCCUGUCUGGGACUUCGCAGACGCACAGCAACCUGACGAUAUCAGCGAUCUACUGGUCCGGAACACGCAUCUUGGCAGCUCUCUUGCAGCAACGUUUGGCACGUCUGACUCCAAAGAUGGCUCGCCACAGCACGUUGUCGCGUUAAUGCGAGGUCAUGGUUUGACGGUGCUAGCUGCAGGCAUUCAGGAUUGUGUGAUGCGGGCCAUCUACACGCAAAAGAACGCGGCUAUUCAGACGACUGCGCUGAGCAUGCGGGCUGCUGACUCUUCAGCCACGGCGCCUAUCAAGUAUCUAAGCCAGAAAGAAGUGGCUGAUACUACCUCCUGGAUUAAGACGUCUGCUCACCGACCUUGGGGACUUUGGCUACGGGAAGUGGAAGCUUGUGGGCUCUAUGCGAACUCGGCUUGAAUGCAUGGACACAGGAUGCGUCGAUCGAUCAGACACAAUGCUUGAUGGAGUGGGACUUUCCACCAAACGUUGUGUGGGGUAGAGGUC
This is a messenger RNA of Exophiala viscosa, 1003 nucleotides long. Its product is annotated as class II aldolase and Adducin N-terminal domain-containing protein. NCBI's taxonomy places the organism in Eukaryota, Fungi, Ascomycota, Eurotiomycetes, Chaetothyriales, Herpotrichiellaceae. The transcript has a single exon. The record is from RefSeq and is a predicted model, not a curated record. Gene Ontology annotation, molecular function: aldehyde-lyase activity. Gene Ontology annotation, cellular component: cytosol. Gene Ontology annotation, biological process: pentose catabolic process. Bases 98 to 916 code for a protein of 272 amino acids.